GCAGCUCGCGGCCCUGGCCCUGGCCCUGGGGCUGCGCGGACCCGGGUCUCCGGCGAGCUGAGGCGGCGGCGCCGGCCCGCGCGCCCCUUGGGGCCGCCCCCGCAUCCCGCUCGCCGGCGUCUGGCUCUCACGAUGAUGAAGAAGAAGAAGUUUAAGUUUAAGGUGGACUUUGAGCUCGAGGAGCUCUCCUCGGUGCCCUUCGUCAAUGGGGUCCUCUUCUGCAAGAUGCGGCUGCUGGACGGCGGCAGCUUCACCGCGGAGUCCCCCAGGGAAGUGGUGCAGGCAAACUGUGUUCACUGGAGAAAGAAGUUCUCAUUUAUGUGCAAAAUGAGUGCAAGUGCCACCACAGGCAUCCUGGAUCCUUGUAUCUACAGAGUAUCUGUGAGGAAGGAAUUAAAAGGUGGAAAAGCUUAUGCAAAGCUGGGCUUUGCAGAUCUAAACCUGGCAGAGUUUGCUGGAUCAGGAAAUACCACUCGUCGCUGUUUACUGGAAGGCUAUGAUACCAAAAAUACAAGACAGGAUAAUUCCAUUCUUAAAGUUUUGAUCAGUAUGCAGCUGAUGUCUGGAGACCCAUGUUUUAAAACGCCUCCUUCUACAUCAAUGUCUCUACCAAUUGCUGGUGAAUCUGAAUCUCUGGAAGAAGAUAGAAAAGGUGGAGAGACUCUCAAAAUCCAUCUUGGAAUAGCAGAUCUUUCAGCAAAGAGUGCCUCUGUUCCAGAUGAACUUGGUGCCUGUGGACAUUCUAGAACAUCAAGCUAUGCAAGCCAGCAGUCAAAAGUAUCAGGGUAUAGCUCGUGCCACUCCCGGUCAUCUAGCUUCUCUGACCUCUGCCACAGGAGAAAUACCUCAGUGGGAAGCACAUCAACAGGAAUUGAAAGUAUUCUAGAGCCCUGUGAUGAAAUUGAGCAAAAAAUAGUUGAACCAAAUCUUGAUACAUCUGGCAAAGAAGAUACCGCUUCAGAACCAUUCAACAGAUGCCCAGUGAAGCAAGAUUCUGUAGAAUCUCAGCUGAAGCGAGUUGAUGACACCAGAGUGGAUGCAGAUGAUAUUGUAGAGAAAAUACUGCAGAGUCAAGACUUCAGCCUAGAUUCCAGUGCAGAAGAAGAAGGACUGAGGUUAUUUGUGGGUCCUGGGGGAAGUACGACCUUCGGCAGCCAUCAUCUUCCAAAUAGGGUGGGGUCUGGAGCUUAUGAACAAGUUGUGAUCAAACGCUAGAAGUCAAGCUGGUGAACUGAAGCUUCUUCCCUGGGGGUUUGAGACAUGGGCAAUCAAGCUGUCAAGGCACUUCAUUCAAGCAUUUAUGAGAAAAUGAACAUAUUUGAAACAUGAAGCGCGUUCCUCUAUCAAGAGGAAAGCCAACACUGAUUCCUUCUGUGAAAGUGUGUGCCACAUCCUGUCCCACCCACCAAAAGGGAACAUCAGAACAGUAGUAUCCAGGUGCUGUGCCACGUGUGUUUAGAGGCACACAGCUUCUGUGGUCACUGCACAUGAUAAUGAAAGCCUGCUCUUUCUUUUGAAACAGCCAGGUGGGGAAAACAACAUUAUACGUCUGAGUAUAGCUCAGUCCUGAAGUGUAAAACCUGUAGUAGAGGUAGGUGCUCAACAGGUUUGGGCUCUAAUUAUUUAAUUUUAAUGUUUGGGAGAUAGUAAGUGAAUGUCUUGAACCCUAUAAAUUCUGUCAAGAUAGUUACAAUCUCUUAAGGGUAUCUUCCAUAAUAUUAUAUACUACCUAUGGUAUUGUACUAGGUUUAUUAACUCUUCUUAGUUAAAUAAUUGAUAGAAAGUUUGGGUGUUCAUCCUUCGGGGAAAUGCUAUACUACAGUCAAAGCGUGGAGAAUGCUUAAUUCUAAACGUAUCCGUCACAAGUGGAAUAAGCGUGUUUAAGUCUGAGAUGUGUGAAUGAGUGUAACGCCAUUAUUAUGCAGCAUGCAUUGUUACUUGUUAAUGUUAGAUGAGCUGCACAACUCCCGCUAGCACUAUAUAUGAGAUUCAAGCUAAGCUUAAUAUUCAAUAUGGUAGGCUCCCAUGAGGCACCUUAAGAGCUGUUCUAUUAUUCACUGAAUAAUAUCUGCUGGUUUCAGGAGUCAAAAUUCAGAACAGGAGAAAAACCUUAGCAUCAAAGCCAAGCAGCCUUUCUUGUGUAAGUUCAGACUUAUCUGAAACUGAAAAUUGUUCCAAGGAGGUGGCAGAUAAGACAGGGGACAGCUGCUUGACAUUACUGACAUAGACUCGUGAUUUUCUAUUUUAACUCCCCACGAUGGGAUAGUAUGUUUUUUCCUUUACUAUAACAGUUGUUGUUUUGAGACAAUAAAAUAUAACAUAAUCCAAUGCAGCUUUUCAAGUAUUAUCUGAUCUGGAUCCAGUUUAACAUGCUCAAAAGAUAGAUCAUCUUUUUAUCAGGUGGGAAGAGUUUUUCUGGUCUUACAUGACGAGUUUUAAUUUUCUUGGAAUCAUUCAGUCACUGCAGAAAAAUGUAGAUUCUUUAGAACCAGUAAUUCCCAGUCCUUACUUUCAAAACCAUGUCAAAAAAAAUGUGGUAUGUUUGAAUAAUUUUGGUCUAGGUAUUUUUGUUUUGGCAAAGUAAAGGGAAAAUAUAUUAAAAUAUUUCAAUACCCAAAUUUAAAGGUUUAGAAAAAUUUGAGUAGUUCAUGUUACAGUUUUCGGUUUUUUAACAAUUCAAGGAUUAGGUAUUCCAAAUUGAUCCAGUACUGUUGCACCUAGAUAUUUUUUAAAAGGUUAAAUUCCAUUUUAGAAUAUUUUGAAUGUUGAGAGAUAAGGUUUUCUGAGUUGUUACUAAUACUUUUGUUGUUUUGUUUUGAAAGGAAAAAAUGUGACCUGAACAUUUUAGUCUAACCAAGGAAAAUGUUAGCUGAAGUGGUAAAGACUUGCUUGCUCUCUGUGAUUAACAAGUCAAACUGGGACAGUUCAGAAAUUUACUUGGUCAAUUCUUAGAUGGUACGUCAUGUGAAUAUAGUCAAGUACUGUAACUGAAAUUGUUAUGCCACUUUCUGUGUUGGCUUAGGUACUAUGCAUAAUUUUAAUAGCCAAGAUGUUUAAGAAUAUGAACUCUAAAAAUAUAAAGGAUGAAAUUAAGCCUGUUAACCUUAUUUUAAGACUACUCUGGAAACAAAGGCCUUAUUAUUACCUUAUAUGUGAUUUUUCGUAAGAUAAUAUAUACACAGUAUAUUUUCAUCAUGUGAGUGGUCUCUAGCUACUCCCUAUAUGACAAAGCUGGCAAAAUUUUUUAUUUACACAGACAGCAUAGUCUGCAUUUACAAAUGUUUAUGUUCAUCUUAUAUAUAUAUAUAUAUAUAUAUAUAUAUAUAUAUAUAUAUAUAUAACAAAAUUCUCUUGCUGAUAUUCAUUGACCAAAUCCCAUGCAGAGAAAGACUUAGGAUAUAUUGUUUGAUUGUUUUUUGGAAAUAUGUCUUAUUCUGGAAGUUGGUAUACUUGUGGGUGAUCAUGUAAAUAUUUACCGAAAAAAAAAUUGUUAUGGAAGUGAUUCCAUUAGUAUUGUUCUAAUACUUGGAAAAUGACCUUCAUAUUUAUGUAUUUCUUUGUUUUACUGUACAACUAUAAUUCCAGGAAAUUUUUUUACCAAAAAAAAAAAAAAAACCCUUUUAUUGUAUUUGUAAUAAUGUUAAGGUGAAUCUUCAAUAAAAAUCAUCUUAAACUU
Molecule: messenger RNA, 3676 nt
Organism: Prionailurus viverrinus (fishing cat)
Lineage: Eukaryota; Metazoa; Chordata; Mammalia; Carnivora; Felidae
Gene: EEIG2
Product: EEIG family member 2
Exons: 12
Coding region: 133-1215 (360 amino acids)
Source: RefSeq, a predicted model, not a curated record